GAUUCAACUAAAGAAAUCAUUUCCUGAUGAUGGUAGGGUCAAAGUCACUAUAAUUCAUUAUACAUAUACACAAAAGCAAAGCGAGUGUUAAAAAAAAAUACAGAAAGCAAAGCUCUCACACAACUCUUUUUUUUUUUUUUUUUGUAAACUAGCUCUCACACAACUUGAGAAUCUUUCGUGUGUGUGUUUUCUCUUUGUGUCUUUUGAUUAGAGAAAUGCGUUACACUGCGGUAACGGUUCCACUUGCAUCUUUAUCGAAGUUCCAACAUCGAAGUUUCUCUACUGCCUCGAACUCAAGUGCGGCUGCGGGCUUCGAUUUCAUCAACUAUAUGGCAAGUAAGGCUAAAUCAAUCAACAAGGCACUAAACGACGCCGUUCCACUCUGCACUACCAAGUACCAACCCAUUCGCACAAAGAUCCGCGAGGCAAUGAGAUACUCCCUGCUCUCUAACGGCAAACGCGUCAGUCCCGUGCUCUGCCUCGCAGCUUGCGAGCUCGUAGGUGGCCACGAAUCAACCGCUAUGCCCGCCGCUUGCGCCGUCGAGAUGAUCCAUGCAUCGUCGCUUAUCCAAGACGAUCUUCCUUGUAUGGACGACGAAAGCCUCCGUCGAGGAAAACCCACUAACCACAAGAUAUGCCGCGAAGACGUGGCGAUCUUAGCCGCAGACGCGUUUUUAGCUCUCGCCGUAACGCACACGCUGGCAGCAACGUCUGAAAACGUUCCCCCGUCGAGGGUUUCGAGAGCUGUGUUUGAGAAUGCCGUCGGAACUGACGGUCUCGUGGCGGGUCAAGCGGCGGAUCUGGCCGGAGAGAAGAUGGUUUUGGUGGAAAACGAUAAAGGAUUGAAGUAUCUUGAGUUUAUACAUAUUCAUAAAACGGCGGCGUUGCUCGAAGCGCCGGUCAUGGGAUGUAUAGUGGGAGGUGGGUCUGAUGAGGAGGUUGAGAGACUUCGAAGAUAUGCGAGAUGCGUUGGGUUGAUGUAUCAGGUGGUGGACGAUGUGCUUGAUGUAACGAAGUCGUCGGAGGAGCUAGGGAAGACCGCUGGUAAAGAUUUGAUCGCCGGGAAGCUGACGUAUCCGAGAGUGAUGGGAGUGGUGAAGUCGAGGGAAUAUGUGGAGAAGUUGAACAGAGAAGCGUGUGAACAUCUUCAAGGGUUCGAUUCAGACAAGGUGGCUCCUCUGUUGUCUCUUGCUGAUUACAUUGUCAACAGACAAAAGUGACGUGGCGGAUUGUUAUUGCUUUGAAUACUCUACAAUAAUUUUUUUAGUCAAUAAAUGUAUCAAGUGUCGAGUAUCUUUUUCGUUUCCUUUUGUCAACAUCCGGUGAAAAAAAAAAAAAAAAAAAAAAAAAAAAACAUCCGG
Molecule: messenger RNA, 1361 nt
Organism: Raphanus sativus (radish)
Lineage: Eukaryota; Viridiplantae; Streptophyta; Magnoliopsida; Brassicales; Brassicaceae
Product: geranylgeranyl pyrophosphate synthase 6, mitochondrial-like
Biological process (GO): isoprenoid biosynthetic process
Molecular function (GO): geranylgeranyl diphosphate synthase activity
Source: RefSeq, a predicted model, not a curated record